Messenger RNA from Penicillium atrosanguineum, 1377 nucleotides. RefSeq lists its product as uncharacterized. The transcript is spliced from 7 exons. The record is from RefSeq and is a predicted model, not a curated record. NCBI's taxonomy places the organism in Eukaryota, Fungi, Ascomycota, Eurotiomycetes, Eurotiales, Aspergillaceae. Gene Ontology annotation, molecular function: carbohydrate:proton symporter activity. Bases 1 to 1377 code for a protein of 458 amino acids. Gene Ontology annotation, cellular component: membrane. Gene Ontology annotation, biological process: carbohydrate transport; transmembrane transport.
AUGUUAAAUGGUCUCAAUAUCUUGUCCUCAUACACGGACUAUUUCAAGCUCAAUAACGCCACAACUGGGCUCAAUACUGCCUCCGUUUUCAUUGGUGGCUUCUUGGGGCCUUUAGUAUCAGGAGUCAUUGCAGAUCGGUUGGGCCGUCGUCCGGCAAUAUUCUGGGGGUCAUGUCUGACCAUUGUUGGCAUCAUCAUCCAAACCGCUUCACAGAAUAUUGGCAUGUUCGUCGCCGCCAGAAUAAUACUCGGAUUUGGAAGUGCAAUUACCGGGGUUGCCGGCGGCGUUUAUUUAUCAGAAGCUUUCCCAAGUCGUUGGCGUGCAUGGGGCGUUGGACUCUUGAAUGAUUUCUACUAUGUUGGGGCUCUCAUUGCUGCCGGUGUAACUCUCGGCACGGGACAGUGGCAAUCGACAUGGGCCUGGAGAGCCCCUUCGCUUUUCCAGGCCAUUUUCUCUAUGCUUUGCAUAUUGACUCUACCAUUCAUUCCUGAAUCUCCACGUUGGCUCGCUCACCAGGGCCACUUUGAAGAGGCCCGGCUUUCGGUUGCACAGACAAACUCAAAUGGGGUACUCUCCGAUCCAGUAGUUCUCACAAUUUUCAAAGAAAUUGUGGAUACUUUGAAGUGGGAAAAAGAGAACGUGCACGACAUGAGCCCCAUCGAGAUUCUUAGAACUCCUUCAGCGAGAAAACGCCUCCUUGUUGGGAUAUCACCGGGGCCAUUUUCCUGCAUUGCUGGUAACAUAAUUGCGUCCUAUUACUUCGGCUCAGAACUUGAUACGGCUGGCAUUACGGAAAAGAACGAGCAGCUGAAAGCAAAUGUGGUUCUCAACAUUUGGUGUCUUGUAUGUUGUCUCGUCGGAACGCAUCUUGCAGCAAAAUGGGGACGAGGACUCUCCAAAAUAUAUGCCGCAAAUCCGAAAGGCGCAUCCGGCUCACUUGUUUACGGAAAUGUAGCCGUUAUGUUCCUCUUCCAAGGCUUUUACUCUAUCGGAUGGACACCACUCUUAUAUCUUUACCCAUCAGAGGUCAUGAAUUACUCUAUUCGGGCCAAUGGGGUAGCUCUCUCAUCAUUUGUGCUGAAUGCAUUUGCCCUGGUUUUCACUUUCAUCAUGCCGAUCGGCCUGGGCAACAUUGGAUGGAAGAUGUACAUGAUCAAUGCAAGCUGGGAUAUUAUUAUCCUAGGCCUUAUUGCUUAUUAUUGGGUAGAGACCAAAGGAAAGACACUGGAAGAGAUUGACGCGUUGUUUGACGGCGAGAAGCAUUCCUCGGUUCCUGAUGUUGAGAGAAUUGAGAAAAACCAGAAGGACAUUGAUACUAUUGCUAUCGAGGAGCAACUGGUUGCCGAGCUGAAUUCAGAGAGAGGGAAAGCGUCGUGA